Messenger RNA from Sphaerodactylus townsendi, 6934 nucleotides. It is a transcript of the gene TRDN, whose product is annotated as triadin. The transcript has 60 exons. Gene Ontology annotation, molecular function: signaling receptor binding. Gene Ontology annotation, cellular component: sarcoplasmic reticulum; membrane. NCBI's taxonomy places the organism in Eukaryota, Metazoa, Chordata, Lepidosauria, Squamata, Sphaerodactylidae. The record is from RefSeq and is a predicted model, not a curated record. Bases 258 to 3821 code for a protein of 1187 amino acids.
GCCUGAGCUGAGAGCAUUGCCUUGAGAGAAGGGUUAGUUUCUUGGGAGUUGGGGAGGGCUGGGCUUUAAAGACAAGAUAGCUCAAAAGACACAGAAAAGAAGGAGAAAAAGACCCCCCCAAGAAAGUAAGAACAGCAAAAGACUUCCCACCUUUUAAUUUGGCAUCUCCAGCCAGAGUCAACGCCGAGCCUGAUAUCUCCUCACAGCUGUCAAUAGAACUUGACCUUUUUACCAGAGUGUUUCCUAUUGUCGCCAUUAUGACUGAGAUUACUGCAGAAGGACCUGUAUCUACCACUACAGUGAUAGACAGCAAGAAUGGAACUGUCCCCAUGCCACACAUGAAAGUGUCCAAGAAGUCAGUUUCAGAAGACUUUGUGACAACAUUCAGCUCGCCAGCAGCAUGGCUACUUGUUGUUGCCCUGAUCGUUACCUGGUCAGCUGUGGCUAUUGUCAUGUUUGAUUUGGUGGAUUACAAAACAUUGGCAGGAAUACAUCAACUUGAUAUUGACACAGAUAAGGGGAAAGCAGAGAUCCCUAGAGGACGUUCUGUGAAUAAACUUGCUACUGACCCACUGAGAAUAAUACAUGGUGCUGUGGAAGAAACCACUGGUUGGGUUUAUGGCAGUCUUUCAUUGCUAUCGGAUCUCAUAUUUGAAGAUGAAGAAGAAAGUGAAAAAGGUGAAGUGGAACCUUCCUUGAAAAUAAAAGAAGCAGGGCAACCACCAGUCAAAAAGAAAGAGUUCCAGAUAGACAAGACUGAAAAACAUGAGACAACUGAAGAAAAGCCUCCACCGAAAGAAAUUCACAAAGAAAAACUCGAAAAACCUGAGAAACCUGAAAAACGAAAGAAACCUGAAAAACGAGAGAAACUUGAGAAACCUGAAAAACAGGAAAAACCUGCAAAACGAGAGAAACUUGAGAAACCUGAAAAACAGGAAAAACCUGCAAAACAGGAGAAACCUGAGAAACUAGAAAAACCUGUACAAAAGGACAUACCUAAAGUGCACAAAGAAAAGCUGGAAAGACUUGAAAAACCUGAGAAAAGAGAAGAGCCUGAAAAGAGAAGGAAAACUAAACAACUGGAACAGAAAGAAAAAACCAUUGUACCUCCCAAGGAGAAGCCUGCAAAACAAGAAAAGCAUAAAAAGAAAGAACCUCCUUCACCAAAAGUAACAGAAAAGGUGAAACCUGAACAAGAAAAAAUUGAAAAGAAACUUCCUCCAAAAGAAAAAAAGAGCAUCAAAGUCGAAGAGAAGGCUAAAAAGGAUGUGAAAGAAGGAAAGCCAGAACCCAAGGCAUCUGAAAGAGAAAAAUAUAAGGAAGCUAAAGUAGAGAAAAUGACAGCACCACCAAAAGCUAAAGCAAAGGAGGAGACAGCAUUGAUGCUUCAAGAAAAGUCAGAAAAGAAAGAUCAAUAUGCAUUCUGUCGUUAUAUGAUUGACAUGUUUGCACACGGGGAUUUUUAUACAGGACCAGCUCCUCACCUCUUCCUACCACAAACUCCAGGAAUGACACCUGCCAUGCCAGAUGCUGAAGUGGGAAAACCUAAUGUGACAGCUACAAAAGCAAUAAAGGAAGAAAAGAGGAAAAAGGUAAUUCAAGAAAAGAAAGCUAUUUCUGAAGUUAAAAAGAAAGAAGUGGAAAAGGAAAAGAAGGUAAUCCAUGAGAAGAAAAUUAUUCCUGAUACUAAAAAGAAAGAUGAAAAAAAGAAAGUAACCCAUGAGAAAAAAAUUAUUCCUGAAAUUAAAAAGAAAGAAACUGAAGAAGAAAAGAAGAUAAUCCAUGCAAAGAAACUUAUUCCUGAAAUUAAAAAGAAAGAAGUGGAAGAGGAAAAGAAGGUAAUCCAUGAGAAGAAAAUUAUUCCUGGAAUUAAAAAGAAAGAAGUGGAAGAAGAAAAGAAGAUAAUCCACGAGAAGAAAAUUAUUCCUGAAAUUAUAAAGAAAGUGGAAGAGAAGAAGAAGGCACCCCAUGAGAAGAAAAUUAUUCCUGAAAUUAAAAAGAAAGAUGUAGAAGAGGAAAAGAAGGUAACCCAUGAGAAGAAAAUCAUUCCUGAAAUUCAAAAGAAAGAGGGAAAAAAGGUAACCCAUGAGAAGAAAGUAAUUCCUGAAAUCAAGAAGAAAGUGGAAGAAGAAAAGAAGGUAAUUCAUAAAAAGAAAAUUGUUCCUGAGAUUAAAAAGAAAGAUGAAAAGAAGGCAAUUCAUGAAAAGAAAAUCAUUCCUGAAAUUAAAAAGAAAGUGGAAGAGGGAAGAAAUGUAACCCAAGUGAGGAAAAUUAUUCCUGAAAUUAAAAAGAAAGUGAAACAGGAAAAAAAUGUAACCCAAGAGAGAAAAAUUGUUCCUGAUAUUAAAGGAAAAGAUGAGAAGAAGGUAACGCAACAGAAGAAAAUUAUUCCUGAAAUUAAAAAAACAGUGGAAGAUGAGAAGAAGGUAACGCAACAAAAGAAAAUUAUUCCUGAAAUUAAAAAAACAGUGGAAGAUGAGAAGAAGGUAACGCAACAGAAGAAAAUUCCUGAAAUUAAAAAAACAGUGGAGGAUGAGAAGAAGGUAAUGCAACAGAAAAAAAUUCCUGAGAUUAAAAAAACAGGGAAAAAAGAGGACAAAAGGAAAGCUCUUGAAAAGACAGCUGUCUCCGAUGUUAAAAAAGCAGAACCAAUACGAAUUAAGCCUUCUCCUCCAUCUGAAAAGAAAGAAGUUUCCAAGACACCAGUGGCAACUAAGCCAGCAGCAACUAAGCCUGCAGUAGUGAAACAACCAAAGAAGGAAGUACCAGUAAAAGCAGCUGUAGCUGUAGAAGCCCAUAAGCUAAAAGAAGCUGAACAAGCUAAACAAGAGCCUACUAUACACCUGACUAAAAAAGCAGCUGUACAUGAAAAGAAAAAAGAUGGACCACUGAAGACAGAGAAGCCAGGACUUGAAAAAGUAAAAGAAGUGAAACCUCCUGGAACCCAAAAACAUAAGGAUAAAGAACUUGCCAAAGGAAAGUAUUGUGGGACAUUGAAAGACAAAGAAUCCAUUAAAAGAAAAGAAGCAAAACCUUCUGCUCCUUCAAAAAUCAAUGGGACCAUUAAAGGAACAGAUUUGACGUCAUUAGUUACUAGCAAGAGAGAUGUUAUAAAAGAAAAAGUGAAGCUUCCAGUUGCUGUCAAAGAAAAAGUUGCAGUGAAACUAAAGGAAGCAAAGCCUCCAGUUGCCCAUGAAAAGAAAGAACCAGCGAUAAAGAAACAAGCAAGCCCAGCCAAAAUAGCACUCAAAGAGAUAAAAGAAGCCAGUGAAACUUCACAUCCUGUUCCUGGAGGCAAGAAAGCUGAGUAUAAACUGCCAACUACAGCAGAGAAGCAUCAUGUACAUAAACAUGAAACUGUAAAACAGGAAAAGACUAUUAUUUCCAAACCAGAAAGAAAAGUCAAGCAGAACAGAACAGCUACUGUUGUCAAAACAGAACAAGAUGCUGUAAAACAUGAAAAAGAAGUUCAAGGAAAACCAGCCAAGUCAAAGGAAACUACAAAACCAUCAGCUGGAAUCACAGUAGCAGAUAAGAAGAAGCCAGACAAGCCUGUGAAGGAAAAAUCAGGAAAAACAGUGCAGAAGGCUCAUUUGAAAGAGGAAAAGGCUAAAGUUCCAGCAGUAAAAAAAAUCCAUCAACAUCAUAAUGUGACAACAGGCAAGAUUUCAAAAGCUUCAAAGUCAACAGCUUCUAUCCGCUACUAUCAGUGUGUCUUUCUAAAUGGAUACAAUGGGUAUACAUCGCAACAGCCUAUUACUCCAGCUCAAGAUUCCAAAGGGAAAGGUGGACAAUCAAAGUCAAGAACACUGAAACAGUAGAGCGCACAACCUAUAAAGGUUUGACAGUUUUGCACUUGAUGCCUUCUAUGGAGGGCGAUAUGAAUCCACUGUCCUAUGUGAUCAUGGAAAUAUGAUCCAACAGGUCACAUGGACCUGGACAUGUUUUCUGCUCUUCAUCAGAGCAGAUGCAGUAAAAGAAGGGCAGAUGUAGCAGUGUUUGAAGGAGUAUCCAAGUACCCCUUUCUGGGAGGAAAGGCAGUGGUGGUGAAAUAGUACUUGACAGAAAGUAAUUUUGUGUGCAUAUGCUUGCAUUUAUUUGUGAUUCUUUCUUCUCAUUAUGUUUCUGGUUUGUCUUCUCACAAAAAUUUUACAUGUAAUUGUCCUUGAGACAAAUGACCUACUUGAAACAAAAAUCAGAAAGAAUAACUUGUGCCACUGUUUGCAAUUUGUUAGGAUUUUGCUGAAUUAUGGAUUAAUUUCAGGCAGUUUCACGGAGUCACAUACCUGUUUUAGGAAUAUAUUCAUUUUUGUCAUUAGGAAUUCAGUAAAAAAUUCAUUAUACAAUAUCACAGUGAUUAUCUUGAAGGCAAAUUUUUUUAAAACCCUCAUUUUUAGUUACUAAGAACAAAAUCAGGGAUAUCACAAUCAGAAGCUAAUGACUGAAUUAAUGGAUAAAGAAACCAAAUUAAAAUUAAAAUUUAGAGAAUUGUAGGAGUAGACUCAAUGUUUAAGAUCAUCGAAAUUGUUGCCAGCUGUAUUCAGUAUUAGUGUGCUGUGUUCAGUAUUAGUAUGCCAUAUGUUACAUGGAUAGAGCUAGAUACUGGAGAAGAUAGCUACUGGUGCUGGAGAAGCCAAUGUAGAACUUAGGGGAAAGGGCAUCUCAUAAAUCAAAUCAAAUUAGUAAAAUAAUAUAUAAACUAUAUUACUAUAGUAAAACAGAAAUACAGAAAUACAUAUUCUGAUUUAAAUGUUUGGUUGACGCAAAAGACAAAAUAUACAUCUGGUCAAUUUUGCUGGAUAAAAACUGAAUCCUUCUCAAAGCUUUUAGCCAUACAUCUUUCCAAAAAUUAGACUUCACUAUUUUCACAUAUAACCUAAACCAUAUUUUUUAUUUGAAAGGAAGUGAGUGAGCAGAUUUCUCAGCAUCAGUAGAAGGUAUACUGUCAGUCCAGUUGAAGAUGUGUAGUACUGUAUUUUAACUGUCCGUAAAAAUAAGUGUCCUUGCAAACUGUGUGCUUAAUAUAUUUACACAUUUCAUCUGUGAUGUUGUAUGUUUUUGUUUACAAUGUUAAACCUCAUGGAUUAUCUUAGGAUAAUUCGUUAAAUACGCCAUCUUAUAUGAGAUGAUAUUUAUUUGAUGAGAUGGCACAAGUUUUUGGAUACUCUAGAGGCUCUACCAGUUCACAACUGAGUAUGGAUCUGUUUUGUUCAUCUUGAGGUUGAGCUCAGAGUGAUGAACCAUUGCUAUUCAAUUUUUGCAUCCAUUUUGUGAGGAAGGGGAUAACGUCCACAACAUGUUGGACUGGCACCUGAAUCACAAAGGGGCAACGUCUUGGUGAGAGAGAUAGAAGAACUAUGCCGAUAGCUUAUCCUAGUGAGAAGAAUAACUCUUUGGGAGUAACUGACUAAUAGCAUUGCUUCCUUUGCUACAAACUUUUCCAUGGAUAAGCAAAUAAAUAUGUGUGUAUCAAUAUGAGAACUUUCACUAAAAUAUUUUAAAAAUGAACUACUACAACACUAUUUCCUUAGUGAUCCUUAGUGAAAUGGACUUCUGGUAUGUCUCAGCACAAGCUGUGCAUGCCUUGAGAGGUGACUGACCUCUACUUUUGGAAUUCAGACUUUUAAAACUUAAUACCUCGUAAGAAACAUGAAGACUUUUAACCGUGCCUGAUUAUGUGGAGAGGCUGCAGAGCUGGCAUCACUUAAUUUUGCCGCCAGUCUACACAGAUCAGGAAUGAACUAGAAGAAUGAGUGUAGAAGUUUCAGAGCCAGCUAUUGAAUCUGGCCUAUUGUAGGUGAAUGACAUCCACCUCCAAACCUUACUGUACACAGAAACCUUCAGGUUCUGUUAUUUUUUUUCUUAUACUUUGACAAUGUGUCUAUCAGUAGUCAUGCUUAAUAAAAUAUAGUUGAAUCUGCUUUCCAGUGACCUGCCCAUUUCAAAUACAGCUUUGUUUAAACACAACAAAGCAAGACUUUCUUUGCAUUUUAUUUGAAUACUGCUUAUUAUAAGGUGGCUUUAUUUAUAUUUGAGCUUUUUAAAAUGUAGGUUUAGCGAAGCAUGCCCCUUCUCAAUUUAACUGAAACAAUAACUUAUUUGGGAGUCCCAUUCUUCACCUUUUUGCUCCUGGUAUCAGUAUGAAGCCAGGAAGCAAGCAGCUGGUUUUCAUCAGAGUGUAAAUCAAAUGUCCAUCAUUCAUUUGAGAACCAGUAAACGUUUAGUUUUGCAGGCAAGGGGAAUGUUGCAUCCUUCACAGAUCUGUUUAUUCUGAAACCUUGAUAAGCCAUGAUAUGAAAGGCAUGCUCUAAAUAAGCCUAAUUCUUAAGCAUAAAGGUCUGAUAGUGAUAUAGUAAAUUUUAUAUCUGUUUUAGAAUCUAAAGAAGAAAUUUAUUUGUAAAGAUAAUGGUUCUUUUAUCUAUGUUUGUGAGAAAAUGUACUUGCCAUCACAACAAAGAAACAGGAGUGGUACUUUAUUACUUAGAAGCAAUCACUUACUAAUAUUGUUCUGUAUGGGCCUCCCUCGGGAUUCUAAGCCAAAUACUUUUUUUCCUCAUGUUUUUAAUCCUGGAUAGUGCUUUGAUGUGAACAGAAAGAUCAAAAGCAAAAUUCCAAGGACUAUGCUUACUAGUUCACAUUAUGAUCACAUGCUUCAACGUCAUCUUCAGUGGAAAAAUACUGGCCCUAAAUGUUCUAAUGGCUCUUUUAAUGGAAGUAUAAAGUCCUGUAAGUACACUGGACUGGAAGAAUAAAGCUCUGGUGUGUAUCCAAAAAGAAGAACAAGAACGAACCAACAUUAAAUAAGCAACCCAGAUUGCUCAGGUCACUCUCCUGACCUCGGAAAAGUCAAGAACUGUUGUUGAUGGCAAUGGAUGUAAAAUUUUACCCUGAAAUAUAGGUCAUCUGUUUAUGGCUAACUGGUGACUCACCAUAA